GGCCGCGCCCGCCGACGUGGAGACGUAUAGUUCCGAACGCCACCGCCGCCGACCGCAGUUCUCGUCCUCAUUCCGCCGCAGUCGCAGUGAGCAGCGUUACUCUCGUUGACCACCGCAGCGCCACCGCAGCCGCCAUGUCGAUCGAACUCGAGACCCCUGAUAAGCUGGAGUACCAGUUCCACCCGGUGACCUCCGGCUCGCUCAACUUCAAAAUCAAAGCGCCCAAUGAUGCGCACGUCGCCCUCACCGCUGGACCUGAGGAGGCAGACCCCAUGUACGAGGUGUUCAUCGGCGGCUGGGGCAACACCAAGUCGGUGAUCCGGCGCGACCGCACCAAGCCCGACAAGGCGGAGGCCGAGACGCCCGACAUCCUGUCCGGCGACGAGUUCCGCGGCUUCUGGCUGCGCUGGAACGGCGGCCUCAUCGAGGUGGGCAAGGAGGGCGAGGCCGCGCCCUUCCUGUCGUGGCAGGACCCCGAGCCGGCCCCCGUCGGCCACUACGGCGUGUGCACCGGCUGGGGCGCCAGUGGCGCCUGGGUGCUGGACGGUGGCCACGAGGUGCAGACGGCCGACAAGCUGGAGUACCAGUUCCGGCCGGUGCCCGUGGGCGCCCUGGAGGUGUUCGUGCGCACCCCGUCCAACGCGCACAUCGCGCUCACCAAGGGCCCCCAGGAGACGGAGCCCAUGUACGAAAUCAUCCUGGGCGGGUGGGAGAACUCUGCCUCGGUCAUCCGCUACAACCGCGAGAAGCCCGAUAAGAGUGCGUGCGUGCGUGUUGCAGCGGGCGCGCCCGGGUUCAGCGUGCCGUCGGCGCCGCCCGCCGGCAGCACGCCCACGUGGGUGGACGCGCGCGCGGGCGAGGUGCCGCCCGAGGCGGUGCCCGGCGGCUUCGACGGGGAGCAGCUGUACGUGGGGCGCGCGCAGCACGAGGGCGCGCUCAUCCCGGGCAAGGUGGUGCCGUCGCACGGCGUGUGCUACGUGGCCUGGGGCGGCGCCGAGCACGGCAAGGAGGAGUACCAGGUGCUGUGCGGCUGCGACGUGACGUGGGUGCCGUCCGCCGGCGGCGAGAUCCCGUCCAACGCGCUGCCCUCCGGCGAGACGGAGGACGGAGAGCCGCUGUUCACAGGGCGCGCCCAGCACGAGGGCACAGUCACCGUCGGAAAGGUGCAGGCCAGCCACAAUGUCUGCUACAUUCCUUAUGGAGGUCAGGAGUUGGGCUACCCUGACUACGAAGUUUUGGUUCCCAAGUAGGGUGUUUCUCUCUAUAUACUUCCUGAAAAGGCUAUGAAAACAGCUUUGUAGCUUAUUGUUGGAGUAUAGGUCUAAAAAUGUCAUUUUAGAAAUGUUUAAAAAUGUUGCCAGUACGAUGCACUGAGAAGCAAGCUUCCAUGACUGAGAAUUUGUGUUACUAGACUGAUUGCUUUAAAUCUAUUACUUGUAUGUAAUGGAGGACAUGGCCUUCAGUAGAUUUUCCUUCAAUUUUGGAACUUCAAAUAGUGCACCCUACUUAGUAUAGACCAUAUCUACUUCGUGUAUUUACUAAUGUCUAUUACUUUGUGUCAUUUCUGAAUUGUGAAUCUCCCUUUUGAAGGUGAGUGAUAAGCUAUGCUUUGGUAAAUGCUAUAAAUGUUGUUGAAUUAAAAAAUAUAUUUUUGAUUUACAUAUUACCAGAGCCCAAAAUAUAUUUUUGGAUCAGAUGAUUUGAAGCUGUAUGAAGUAGUCUGUAUUCACUUCGCAAACAGUAUAUUAAACACAAUUUAAUAGGUUGCCUCAUUGUAUGGCUUGUUUAUACAAUACUCCACUCAUUAUAAUAUUGGCUUACUUGUGAAGUAAUAAAAUAUCAUUUAUUAAA
Molecule: messenger RNA, 1851 nt
Organism: Gryllus bimaculatus (two-spotted cricket)
Lineage: Eukaryota; Metazoa; Arthropoda; Insecta; Orthoptera; Gryllidae
Source: the annotation of a GenBank genome assembly